AUAGGCAGGACAGAGUUGUGUGUUUAUACAGGUUGUGGCACAAUUACUGGGUAACAGGUGCCUUGUGUGUGCUUAUGUAUAAUAUAUCCACACACGUGUAUUUAAAAUUCAUAUAUAUAACUGGAAGCGGUGCAUUCAGUAGUUUUAGAAACUAGCUAUAGAGGGUGCUGGACAGAGCAGACUCUGCCUUCAUUUCACAAAGAGGGUGAUUCUUUACCUGGAUGAUGAGUUCCCCUUCGGGGAUGCAGGUACUGCCCCAUGCCAAGAAUGUUGUGGUGUUCCGGAAUGGGGAUCCUUUUCACAAGGGACGCCGGAUGGUGGUGAAUGAAAAGCAGUAUGUGACAUUUGAUACUUUCCUGAAUGAUGUUACCAGCUCUAUCCAGGCUCCAGCAGCAGUGCGCAACAUUUACACCCCUCUCAAUGGGCACCGUGUCGGCAGCAUCAAUGACCUGCUAAACAAAGGACAGUAUGUGGCUGGCGGGACAGAGAAGUUCAGAAAGCUUGACUAUCUUCACACUGAGGUUAAGCCUCCCGCUGUCCCCAAAAGCAGAGACACUCAGCAGGUUCCUCGUCAAGCAGAGAUUCCUUCUCGCUGGAGGGAGGACAACCACUUGCCAUGUAUCAUCCAUGUUUUCCGUAAUGGGGACCUUAGGACACCUCCAUUUCGUCUGAUCAUUGCCACAAGUAUUCUGAGGGAGUGGGAACUGGUCUUGACAUUACUCACAGAAAAGGCCAACUUAUACAGUGGAGCUGUAAGAAGGCUCUGCACUCUAGAUGGAGUAUCACUCUCUAGUGGAAGUGAGCUAGUCUCUGGGGAAUAUUACGUUGCAGUUGGAUCAGAGAAAUACAAAUGUCUACCAUAUGAGGAACUCCUGACGCUUCAUGGAGACAAGACUCGCAAAACUGUCAAGAGAAGAAUACCUAAAGCAGGGGUUGGAAAAGUUUACAGUGUAUCCCAGGAAGGAGCCAGUGACUCUGCUCUCAUUGGUCCUCCAGAACAGGGGCAUGGCCGCAGGGUCUGGUCCACUGGCGAAGAUGCUAAAGAGGAAGAAUCAAUCUUUUAUUCUAAACCAGUAAGAGUGCGUCCCACUCAGAAGAAAAAAACUGACCAGGAGACAAAUGAAGGGGAAGGAGUUUUUAAAGUGACAAAAACGCGUAGUGAGCUGGAAGGAGCCAAGGAAGUAAAGGAGGAUAAGCACACACGGGUGGAGGUGCCUGUUGACCAGAGAGUAGCAGAAGUUGUGCAGGAAGAAGACAUUCCCAAGAACAGAUGAACAGAAAAAAAAGAGGACGUUAUCUGAACUUUAAAGAUUAAGGCCCUGGCUCUGAAGAACCAUGAAAAAUCAGGAAAGCACACAGUGAUUUACUAAAUCUACACCCCUGGGAUGGUUUAAGCAUUUUUUUUUCUCAUUCUGAAGAAAAAAGAAACAACUUUGGGCUCUGCAAGAACUUAUUUGCCUGAUACUUUGCAUAUUUUCACAUCUUAUCCUAAUAGUAUUAUCAUAAACCCCAGAUCCACAGAUCAAUAGAAACAAAAUAUCUAUUUAUUAAUAAA
Molecule: messenger RNA, 1555 nt
Organism: Pelobates fuscus (common spadefoot toad)
Lineage: Eukaryota; Metazoa; Chordata; Amphibia; Anura; Pelobatidae
Gene: DCDC2B
Product: doublecortin domain containing 2B
Exons: 11
Coding region: 222-1274 (350 amino acids)
Biological process (GO): intracellular signal transduction
Cellular component (GO): microtubule; microtubule organizing center
Source: RefSeq, a predicted model, not a curated record